AUAGUCAUCAGUUGCAAUCCUAAAAUACACUGAGGUUUGUGGUUCUGGUGUAACAAAACAUUUUGCUUUGUGUUUCUAGAAAUACUUCCUUUGAGUUAUGAAAGAUUGCAUGACAGUCUGGCGUCUUUCAAGCAAACUAAUUGAAGCUGACAGAUUAUUAAAGCAUAGUGCAGCUUUUCUGUGUGAAUAUGUUGGCAUAUUGUCAUGGAACAGUCCAGUGUGCCGUCUCAGAGGCUGAGGUUGAAACUGUGUCCUGCCAUCGGAAAGCAGCCAAGACCCAACUGUCUAACCACAUUCAUCGGCUAAACAUGUUAAGGCAUAAAAGGAAUUUGACUCAAGUUCCUUGAAGCUCUCAGAGCAUUUCUAUGGAGAAUAAGGAGCAGUAAAAACAAACACCGCAAUAACUAAACAUUGGAUCUUGAAUGUAUGCAGUUAUGUCAAAUUAAUGCAUAUAAACAAUGAGAUUAACAUUUUAAUCUGUUAUAUUCUACUGGUUAAACAAUUCAAAUGCAAUAUGAUAGUUUAGAAGUAAACUUUUCAGAAACAUAUUGGGGAAAUAAUUUAUUACGUGUAAAUGUAAGUUUAUCAUUUCAAUUGUUUUACAAUGAAUGAAAGCUCCAGAACAGCUACAGCUUUUACCUGCAAUUAAGUUUUGUAUGAAAACAUAAAACACUUCUGAAUAAAGUUCAGAAAGGAUUAAUAACUUUACACAUUUGAUUGUAUUUUAUUUUCUUAAAAUAAAAACCGUGAAAAAUGUUUAACAUAAUGUAGUUUUGAUUGGUUGAAAGUAAGGCUCUGUGGACUGGCAGAAGCCAAUCACUGAUCUUACUGUACACGGUGACUGACCAAUCAGAAACCAAGGGACUCAUAGCUAAGGCCCGCCCACUUACGCCAGCCAGUAGUCGAGCUGAAAAACUGUCAAGUGAGUGAACAGGAUGGGGACGGCUUGAGCAGCGAAAACACGUAAAAAAUGCAACGAGAAGUUGUAAAAACAACUUUAAAAGUUAUCCAUGCCAUGUUUGGAGUUUAUCACAGCACAUGUUAGUAACCUACAGAGAAGCAGCAGCAGCUUUGGGCAGUGCGUGUUUUCCCCUGCGAUAAGCGGCCAGUUUCGGAAGAUGUCAGCGCCCAGUAACUCCCUUCAGCAGCCGAGGGUGAGGCGCAGCAAUGCGGGCUCCCCGGGCUCGUUCACCCAGAGCGGCAGCAGCUGCAGCCGCUUGCACCCCAUCCGUGCCACCGUGCCUUACCAGCUCCUGCGUGGGGGUCCGAGCAGCCCCACACGGCCGCAAACCCUGCACGGAGGAACAACAACCAGCCGGGUCUCGAGUAGCAGCCCCCCCUCCAGUCCCCCGCUCACUUCAGGAAGUACAAAGCAAAGAGUGUCACCCGAAAAUAAGGAGGCUUCCUGUCCCCCAGACUCCCCAGUGUCAAAAGCGGAACGAUCCAAACUACAGGUGCGAAGCUCCAGUGCCAUACGGAGAGCGUCUUCCUUGGACGCCAUCACAGGACCUUACCUGACUGGCCAGUGGCCUCGGGACUCCCACGCUCCGUACCCUUCCUGUAUGAAAGACAAAGCCACACAGACUCCAUGUCUCUGGAUUGACGAAGCCGCUGAACUGGGAAGUCCUCACCAGCGAUCAGCGUCGUGGGGGAGCGCAGAUCAUCUGAAAGAGCAGAUCGCUAAGCUGCGCCUGCAGCUGCAGCGCAGCAAACAGGUGACCAGGCAGAGCAAAGACAGGGAGCAGAGCUCACUGCAGCAGCAGCAGCAGCACAGCGCCGCGUGCCAAUCACAGUACAAGGGAACUUCUUCAACUUUAACGUCAAACCCGAUGGCUAAGUCGCUGAUAUGCAGAGUGCCGAGCAGCGUGGAGGGAAUCAACCACGAGCUGGAAAACGUUUUCAUCCGAGACGACUGGGAGCACGGCCUGCAGGCCAUGGAGGCGGUGGAUGGCCGCCGCCCGCCCUUCCCUCCGAACCGCUACAGCAGCAGUAGCGGUGACACCCGGGACACCGACACACAGGCCCCGUCCAGCGGCGAAUCGAGCCCGUCGCCCCGACCCAGCAGCUCCGACCACCUUCACUCCCAUGACGGAAGUCCCUGUUCUGCUGAGGAAAUCGAUAAAGACAGCGGGUGCAGCUCUCCUCUUCCCAAGUUCGCCACUUCGCCCAAACCAAACAACAGCUACAUGUUCAAACGGGAACCUCCAGAGGGAUGUGAGAGGGUCAAAGUGUUUGAUGAGCUGGUAUCGGGCAAAUCCAAAGGCUUCCCUCUGUUCUCAUGUCCUGACAAAAACAAGGUGAACUUCAUCCCCAGAGGCUCGGCCUUCUGCCCCGUCAAACUCCUCUGCUCCUCCCUGUUCUCCCCCAUCAGCCCCAGCUUUCACGCCAACAGCGGCCUCGCAACUCAGGUGACCCCGACUCAGCCCGCAGCGCCAGCAGCUACGUUUUUGUCGUCCGCAGACCUGAGGGGCGGCGGCGGCCUGAGUGCUGAGUCAGGAGACGGCUCAGCACAUGUAGUCCUCACCAGCUGGUCCUCAGGUAUUCAUGACCAAACCACCUACAAAUAAAACCACCUACAAAUAAAACCACCUACAAAUAAAACAUGGCAUCUAGCCUGGUGGUUUGGCUUAAAAACAAAAAGGAAAAAAAAAUGACAACAAAAAAAUUGCACUCUGAUAAUCCUAACAUUAGCCAGCAGGGGGCGCCCUCGGCGUGGAAAUGGAUUCCUGUUUGAGGAUAAUACUUGAUGUUUGGGCAUUGUUGCUGACCGCUCUCCUCCCAUCACUAACCUAACCCACCAUCGUCACAUAUAGCAGGAAAUCGUUUGCUUAUCCUGCAAUAAAUAGAACUGAAUAAUUAAAUUAUAUGUAGCAUUGGCAGUCUUAUCAAGAUAAAAAUAAAUAAAAAUUUAAAAAAGAAAAAAAAUCCAGAAUUGUAACCAUGCAAUAUCAGCAGAAACUGCAUUGUGUUCAUGUUAUUAUCCAGCUGUUCAGUGUUGAAGCUAAAACACAAAUGGGAUUUCUUGUAAUUUACCCCAUUUUGGCUCUAAAGGGCACAAGACAUUUUUAUUUUUAUUGUUAUUAUUUGUGACAUAUAUGUUUGAAUGUACUUGUUGCGUUUUGUUAAUGAGAAGCAGCAGUACUUGUUGAAUGCAGUUGCAGGUUUUGUUUAGGCCAGGCCUGAACCUGUACACAGUGUGAUUACCAUGGCAACAGGACGAGCUAAGCACAAAAUGCAAAAAUACGAGCUGUUUAAUGAGUGACCAAGUAAACACAAAGCACACGACUUUCCUAUCGCCUUCUUAUUGGCUCAACCGACUGUUAGCAGUAACUCAGGUUGUUUAGAAGCGAAUGGUGGGGCUGUGCUGCCAUUCCUCAGCGUUUAUAGUGAUUUUCUCACAAGGAGAUUUUUUUUCCAAAAUGUCCUCUUUUGUUUUUCAUUCCCAGGAAACGCAGGUUUAAUUCAGACUGAAUUUUUUAGGUUUUGACAUUGAAACCAGUUCCAGGUGUCUACGACACAUUCCACAACGAGCUGCAUAAGUUACUUUAAUUCACAAGCUAUUUUGAUUUGGCAUGAGAAUUUUGCAGCUAUGUAACAAUUAUAUUAAACACAAACCAAAGCAAACUACAAAACGGCACAGAGACCGUCAUAUUCGAGAUAUCAGGGCAUUUUUUGUGCCAGAAUGUUUGUGUGUUUUUCAUUUUUGUAAAGUGAUUAAGUGUCAUAUGAGGCUCUGGGUCUAUUUGCCCCUUUCAGGACCGGUAUCCCCACUUUAUACCUGUAAAUAAGCUGCUGUUUUAUCUAUUUCAGUGGUCAAAAUCAAUAAAAAUGGGAAAUAAAAACACAAAAAAGCUGAAAGAGUCUGGCAUCAAUUCAAAAUCUGAAAUAACUGAAGGCAAAGUUUCCUGUUUGGGUGCAAAAAGUUUUAUAAAGGGGUUUAUUGAGUGAGGAGGGAGAUUGGAAAAAUGUUUUCUGAUGGUAGCAGAAUGGAGAGAGGGGAUAUCGGCCCAAUAUUAACAAUGGGAUGGAAAAAAUCAAUCCAGGGAAAAAAAUGUAAAUUUAAAGGGCAAAAAUCCCCCC
This is a messenger RNA of Xiphophorus hellerii (green swordtail), 4080 nucleotides long. It is a transcript of the gene glcci1b, whose product is annotated as glucocorticoid induced 1b. The transcript is spliced from 9 exons. NCBI's taxonomy places the organism in Eukaryota, Metazoa, Chordata, Actinopteri, Cyprinodontiformes, Poeciliidae. The record is from RefSeq and is a predicted model, not a curated record. Gene Ontology annotation, biological process: podocyte development. Bases 1011 to 2567 code for a protein of 518 amino acids. Gene Ontology annotation, cellular component: cytoplasm.